GGAGGAUUGUGCCGGGAGGCAGAACUCAAGGACUGGUCCUUGGAUCAGAGAAGACCAGCUCUGGUCUGGGGAGGAAUGGGAGGAGGCUUGAGCCCAGCUCCUGCCUCCCCUACCUUGCUCGGCAUUGGGCUGGGAAGGGGGCCAGAUCCAAAGGACAGAAGCAGAAAGCACACGAAACCUGGGAGCCUGUGAUGCCAGAUCCCGCGUGGGCCCUGCGGGAGUUUUGGGGAGCAGGGCUCUUAACCAGUGGGCCCUGGCCUCAGGCUGCCUCAGGAAGCCAGGCUCAUGGGGUCUGCUGGGGGCAUGGCAAGUAGAACCCUGGCCCUGUGUGAGGUGAGGCAUGGUUGCCAGGUGACUGUGCCUGGGCAGCCACUCGCCGUCAGAAGCACUCUGCUUGCUGUGCUCACCCCUCAGCUGUGGCCACCCUGGUGCCACUCCUUCCCUGGCCACCAUGUCACGGCAGCUCAACAUAGACACGUUACGGCAGAACUUCUGGAAGGAGGAAUAUCUGAGGGAAAAGAUGUUGCGCUGUGAAUGGUACCGCAAGUAUGGGUUGAUGGUGAAGGCCAAGCAGAAGGCUAAGGCCGCAGGCCGCCUGCCCCUCAAACUGCCCACCCUGCACCCCAAAGCCCCACUCUCACCCCCACCCGCCCCCAAGUCAGCCCCUUCCAAGGUGCCCAGCCCUGUCCCAGAGGCGCCUUUUCAGUCGGAAAUGUACCCGGUACCACCUAUCACCCGAGCCCUGCUGUAUGAAGGCAUCUCCCACGACUUCCAGGGGCGCUACCGCUACCUCAACACUCGAAAACUGGACAUGCCAGAGACGCGAUACCUCUUCCCCGUCACCACCAGCUUCACGUAUGGCUGGCAGCUGGGCCCCCCAGUGAAGCAAGAACUGGUCUCCUGCAAGAUGUGCCGCAUUGAGUCAUUCUUCCGCAAGAACGGGGCCUUCGCACUGCUUGAUCCCCGAGACCUGGCCCUCUGACCGUGGGCCAGGUGUGGGCUUAGGGGAGGGAAGAAGAAAUAACAGGCCUCCUGGUGGGGCAAAGCUG
Pan troglodytes (chimpanzee) is the source of this 1049-nucleotide messenger RNA. It is a transcript of the gene SPMIP1, whose product is annotated as sperm microtubule inner protein 1. The record is from RefSeq and is a predicted model, not a curated record. The transcript has 2 exons. NCBI's taxonomy places the organism in Eukaryota, Metazoa, Chordata, Mammalia, Primates, Hominidae. The coding region runs from base 452 to 982 and encodes 176 amino acids.